UUUACCGUAUGAAUGGGACUUUUAUUUUGGUGUACUGGCGUGACAUCAUAAGGUUGCGCCGCGCUAAGGUUCUGCUGACGAAAGAUAUACUGAAACGACUGAGAUCCUCGAGACAUUGAUAUAAAGAUGGAGUUUAUUAAAGAGGAGAGUGAAGACAUGAAGAUUGGAGAAGCUUUCACAGUCAAACAAGAAGAUCAUGAGGAACAAACCGAGAUGAUGUUUAUUAUAGAGGAGAGUGAAGACAUGAAGAUUAAAGAGGCUUUCACAGUCAAACAAGAAGAUCCUGAGGAACAAGCAGAGAUGACGUUUAUUGUAGAGCAGAGUGAAGAUGAAGUCAAACAUGAAGAUGAAGAACUAACAGACCCGAUGGCGCUGAAAGAGAAGAGUCAAGAACUGAAUGAAACUGAAGAAAAAAAUCAGACUGAGAAAUUUCAUGAUGUCAUGGCUGGGGAAAAAUCUUUUAGUUACUCUCAGACUCGUAAAAGAGAACCUAGAAAGCCUAAAGUCCAGAUGAUAGUUCACACUGAAGAGAGACCGUUCGCCUGUCAACACUGUGGAAGGAGUUUCAGUCGAGAACAAGGCCUUACAAUGCACUUGAAAACCCACAAACCUCCAACCUGCAAGCGGUGUGGGAAGAGUUUCAAAGCAAAAGUAAAUCUUAAGAGUCACAUGAGAGUUCACUUUGGUGAAAAGCUGUUCAUGUGCUUUCAGUGUGGAAAGAGUUUCAAUCAAGAAGCGAGUCUUAAAGGCCACAUGAGAAUUCACAAAGUAAAAGGCCCUUUUACCUGCCAACCGUGUGAAAAAUAUUUUAAACUAAAGGAAAACGUUGAUGUCCAUAUGAGAAUUCACACUGGAGUGAAGCCGUUCAAAUGCCCUCUCUGUGGAAAGAGUUUUACACUGAAAAAGAAUUUUACAGCCCACUUGAGAAUUCACACCAGAGACGAUCCUCACACCUGCAAAAUGUGUGGGAAGAUUUGCACAUCACAUGAUCAUCUAAUGUCUCACAUGAGGGUUCACACUAGAAAGAAGGAUAACAACUGCGGACUGUGUGGAAAGAGACUCCAAAAUAAAAGAAGCCUUAAGAAUCACAUGAUUAUUCACUCCAGAGAGAAAGGUUUUAGAUGUCAUGUGUGUCAAAUAAGUUUUGCUGACAGGGAUCAACUUAAGGAUCAUGUACAAAAUCACAUUGGGAACAGCUGUUACAUGUGCCAUCACUGUGUAAAAAGUUUCAAAACCAAGAAAUAUCUUCAGGCCCAUUUAAAACGUCACAUUGGAGAGAAGCCUUUCACAUGCGAACUGUGUGGAAAGAGAUUCACACAGAAAACAAGCCUUAAGAAUCACAUGAGUAUUCACUCGAGAGAGAAAUGUUUUAGAUGUCAUUCUGAAGAGAAGCUUUUCACCUGUCCUCAGUGUGACAUCAGUCUGAAACGUCACUUUGAAACUCAUUCUGGAAAUAAUUCCUUGUUUCCCAUGUGACAAAAGGUUUAGAAAUGAUGCACUCACUCUGGAGAAAGACAGUUCAUUUGUGAUUGGUGUAAUAAAAACAGCAAACAUAUCAAAUAUACUUACAAAUAUAUUAAAAGUCAUUUAAUUGUGA
Carassius carassius (crucian carp) is the source of this 1597-nucleotide messenger RNA. RefSeq names its product zinc finger protein OZF-like. The record is from RefSeq and is a predicted model, not a curated record. Gene Ontology annotation, cellular component: nucleus. Bases 127 to 1476 code for a protein of 449 amino acids. NCBI's taxonomy places the organism in Eukaryota, Metazoa, Chordata, Actinopteri, Cypriniformes, Cyprinidae. The transcript has 3 exons.